Molecule: messenger RNA, 4953 nt
Organism: Camellia sinensis
Lineage: Eukaryota; Viridiplantae; Streptophyta; Magnoliopsida; Ericales; Theaceae
Product: G-type lectin S-receptor-like serine/threonine-protein kinase At1g67520
Biological process (GO): protein phosphorylation
Cellular component (GO): plasma membrane
Molecular function (GO): protein serine/threonine kinase activity; ATP binding
Source: RefSeq, a predicted model, not a curated record
GGGUCACCCAAAGGGGUCCAUACAUUUUCCCAAAAACACAGCUUUAAUGUGUUAUUGUUAAUACUUGUUCAUUAAUUAUGGCUGGCAAGGAGAUCAGUCUCAUGAUCCUAUUUUUCUUUCUUCCCAUUUUCUCGUGCUUCUUCUCUUCAGCCUCUCUUGCUGCUGCUGCAUCAUCAUCAUCAUCCCACACACUCAAUCCAGGCGAAACAAUCAAUUCCUCUUCCUCCACUUUUCUCGUUUCUGCAAAUAAACUCUUCACUUUGGGAUUCUUUAAAACAAACUUGUUUUUGUCAGAAGAAUAUUCCAAUAACAGUUACUUAGGAAUAUGGUAUUCCAAUUAUUCAUAUCCCCCGGCAUGGAUUGGCAACAGAGACAAGCCGAUUACCGACAAUUCUGGUGUUCUCACCAUAGACAGCACCGGCAAGUUGAUCAUCAGACAUAACAGUGGGGUUCCUAUUGAGAUAUAUGGCGGUCAAACCAGUACCACCACCAACAUCACUGCUACUCUCUUGGAUUCUGGCAAUUUCUUAGUGACAGAAGAAGUGAACAACAACAAUGGAUCCACCAACCAGAGGGUAUUGUGGGAAAGUUUUGACUAUCCCACCGACACGCUUCUGCCGGGGAUGAAGCUAGGGGUCAACCACAGGACUGGCCGGAACUGGUCACUCACGUCAUGGUUAAGUCAAGACAUACCGUCUCCCGGAGCUUUCACCAUGGAUUGGGAUCCCAAUACACGACGGUUGACCAUCAGGAGGCGAGGGAUGAUAUAUUGGACUAGUGGAGCCCUCUUGGAUAACACAGACUUUGAGUUUCUAAAGACUAAUUUAGUACAAGGGAAUUAUAACCUCACCAAUGUUACUACCAAGGAUGAGGAGUACUUCAGUUAUUCACUCAUAAAGGUUCCAUAUCUAUUUGAUUUAAUUAAAUCUCGAAAUUUUAUAUCAGGAUGGUUGUUAGAUUACCAAGGUUUGAUGUAUGAUGGAGAUAGGGGUCUGAUGGCACAAGUUAGUCUUUGUUAUGGGUACAACACAGAUAAUGGGUGUGAAUUGUGGAAGCAGCCUCAGUGCAGGGGUCAUCAUUCCCAAACAUUUGAUUUAAGAACUGGUUAUUUUAAUGACAGUAGUGAUAAAGCGUCUUUUUAUGACAAAAACACAAGCCUUGGUAGCAGCGAUUGCAGAGAAAUUUGCUGGGAUGAUUGUGAUUGCGUUGGAUAUAAGGAUUAUAUCGGUGAGACUGGAUGCAUGUUUUGGAGAAAUCAAGAGUUCCAUCAGGAUUUGUCUGGCAGUGCUUCGCCCAAGCAUUAUGUUCUUAUUUCAAAUACUGAAUAUGUAGGAGGGAAAAAGAAGAUCAAAUGGAUUCCCAUUGUUGUGGCUAUUCCAAUAUUUGUUAUGCUUGUCUUCGGGCUCUUGUGCUACCUAAAAAGGAGAACAAUUAGAUUACAAGUAGGGAGGGGCGAAACAACAGAGAUGAAUGAUCUAAUUGAAUUAAUGACACUAGCCAAUGCACAAACGGGCACAAAUAAACUUGAAAACGAGACGAACAAGAGCAAUGAUUUAAAAAUAUUUAGUUUUGGAAGCAUCAGUGCUGCUACAAAUAGCUUCUCAUUGGAAAACAAGCUUGGGGAAGGCGGCUUUGGACCUGUUUACAAGGGAAGGUUGACCAAUGGCAGAGAAAUUGCAGUAAAGCGAUUGUCAAGAACGUCAGGACAAGGAGUAGUGGAGUUCAAAAAUGAGCUCAUACUCAUUGCCAAACUCCAACAUGUGAAUCUAGUCCGUCUUUUGGGAUGUUGUAUUCAAGGAGAUGAGAAAAUGUUAAUCUAUGAGUAUAUGGUCAACAAAAGCUUGGACUCCUUUUUGUUUGAUCCUUCUCAAAAGGAGAAAUUAACUUGGGAGAAACGUUUCAUCAUUAUUGAAGGAAUAGCUCAAGGACUACUUUAUCUCCACCAAUACUCGAGAUUGAAGAUAAUUCAUAGAGAUUUGAAAGCUAGCAACAUAUUACUUGAUAAUAACAUGAACCCUAAAAUUUCUGAUUUUGGCAUGGCAAGAAUUUUCAAGCAAAAUGUCUUGGAAGUGACUACAGCCAGGAUUGUCGGAACAUAUGGUUACAUGGCUCCUGAGUAUGCCAUGGAGGGCAUUUUCUCUGUCAAAUCUGGCGUGUUCAGUUUUGGAGUUUUAAUGUUUGAAAUAGCAUGGGACUUGUGGAACAAAAAUGCUGCGCUAGAGCUUGUGGAUCCAAUGCUAAGUAGUGAUUCAUCUAUAAGACAACAAUUGAUGAGAUGCAUUCAUGUGGGUCUCUUAUGUGUAGAAGAUCGUGCAGUCAAUAGGCCAACCAUGUCAGAUGUUAUUUCCAUGUUAAUCGAUGACAACAUAACUCUGCCGAUGCCCAAGAAACCAGCAUUUGUCUCUGGAAUCAGUGUUGGUGAAGAAAAUUCUUCCGGUAAUCCAAAUCACCCGGUAUGGGUUGCCAACAGAGACAAACCUAUUGCCAACAAUUCUGGUGUUCUCACCAUAGACAGUACCGGCACGUUUGUCAUAAGGCAUAACGGAGGGGUUCUUAUGGAGCUAUAUCAUGGUCCGAACAGCACCAACAGCACUAUUGCUACUCUCUUGGACACUGGCAAUUUGGUUGUGACAGAAGAAGUGAACAACAAUAAUGGAUCCAACAAAAGGGUAUGGGAAAGUUUCGACUAUCCCACCGACACGCUUCUGCCAGGGAUGAAGCUUGGGGUCAACCACAGGACUGGCCUGAAUUGGUCACUCACGGCAUGGUUCAGUCAAGGCAUACCAUCUCCCGGGGCUUUCACCAUGGAUUGGGAUCCCAAUACACGCCAGUUGAUUGUCAGGAGGCGAGGGUUGAUAUAUUGGACUAGUGGAGCUCUCUUGGGUGACAAAGACUUUGAGUUUAUAAAGACUGAUGGGAAUUCAAAUUUCAAUUACAAUUUUUCCUAUGUUACUACCAAGGAUGAGGAGUACUUCACCUAUUCUUCACUCGUGAAUGACCAAAAGGUUGCAUCAGGAAGAGGAUGGUUGUUGAAUUACUUGGGAAAUGUAUAUGAUGGAGGAGAUAGAGAUAAAUAUGUAAUUGCACAAGUUGAUCAGUGUUAUGGGUUCAGUAGUGAUGGUGGUGGGUGCCAAGUUUGGGAGAAGCCCAAGUGCAGGACUCGAUACCAGAGGUUUGAAAACAGAUCUGGAGGGUUUAAUGAUGUUGACAGGCCACAACCGGCGAGGAGUGAUUAUAGCAAGAGCCUUGGUCUUAGUGAUUGUAGAGCCAUGUGUUGGAAUAAUUGUAACUGCACUGGAUUUAAGGGUGAUUAUGCACCUGGAUGCUUGUUCUGGACAUCAAAGAAAGAGUUCCAACAAGACAACACUGGUGCUACAGUGCCUUUUUUUGUUCUUAUGUCAGAGCAGCCACCUCCAGAGUCACCAAGGAAGAAGUGGAUAUGGAUUCUCAUUGUUGUGGCAGUUGCAUUUGUUGUGGUUGUCUUCAGCUUGUUGUGCUUCCUAAGAACGAGAAGAAAUAUUAGACUCCGAGGGGAAGAUGAUCUAAACGAACUAGUUGCACCUAUUCGAUAUGUGGACACAAAUCAUGAAGUUGAAAACGAUGAAAACAAGGUUAAUAAUCUUCAAGUAUUUAAUUUCGAAGAUAUUGUUGCUGCUACAAAUAGCUUCUCAUCUGAAAACAAGCUUGGAGAAGGUGGCUUUGGACCUGUUUACAAGGGAAAAUUGAUUGAUGGAUGCGAAAUAGCAGUAAAGCAACUGUCAAGAAGAUCGGGACAGGGAGUAGUGGAGUUCAAAAAUGAGAUCAUGCUCAUAGCCAGACUCCAACACGUGAACCUGGUUCGUCUUCUAGGAUGUUGCCUUAAAGGAAAUGAGAAGAUGUUAAUCUACGAGUAUAUGCUCAAUAAAAGUUUGGACUUCUUUUUGUUUGAUCCUAUUCAGAAAGAGCAAUUAACUUGGGAGAAACGUUUCAAUAUCAUUCAAGGGAUAGCUCAAGGACUACUUUACCUUCAUAAAUACUCAAGAUUGAAGAUAAUUCACAGAGAUAUGAAAGUUAGCAAUAUUUUACUUGAUGAAAACAUGAACCCUAAAAUUUCUGAUUUUGGUAUGGCAAGAAUAUUCAAGCAGAAUGUAUUAGAAGCAAAUACGGAAAGGGUUGUUGGGACAUAUGGUUAUAUGGCUCCCGAGUAUGCUAUGGAGGGUAUUUUUUCCGUUAAGACUGAUGUUUACAGUUUUGGAGUUCUAAUGCUUGAAAUUGUGAGCGGUCAGAAGAACAAUAGCUUCCAUCAUCUUAGUGGUCCACUUAACCUAGUUGGAUAUGUAUGGGAGUUAUGGAACAAAAAUGCUGCACUGGAGAUCAUGGAUCCAAUACUUAGAGAUUCAUGUGUAAGUCAGCAAUUGAUGAGAUGUAUUCAUUUGAGUCUGUUAUGUGUUGAAGAUCGUGCAGUCGAUAGGCCAACCAUGUCAGAUGUUAUUUCAAUGUUAAACAAUGGCAAUAUAGUUUUGCCAUUGCCCAAGAAACCAGCAUUUGUCUCUAGAAGCGAUGUCGUAGAGGAAGAUUUACAACAACGCAAGUCAGAAAAGUAUUCAAUAAAUGGGGUUUCCUUUACUGCAAUGGAUGGGAGAUAGGGGUAUGCUUCUUCCUGAUAUAGCUAGCCUAAGAAAAAAUGAGAGGGGGAGAGAGAGAACAAGCAUGGUUGAAGUAGGAUCAAACACAAGCAAAUCAAAGAUGUCAAAGAUGUUACAUGUAAAAACCAUAUGGCCAUUCCUAUUUUUUACUUAAGUUGUGCUUGGAUAAUGGAUUUAAGUAGGAAUUUAGAAAGGAAAAGAAAAAAGGUGAGUGAAAUAUAGGUGAAAUGUAAUUGUAUUUUAUUCACAAUUCACUGACAUUUUUUUUUCUUUUCAAAUUUUUAUUCAAAUUCAUAAUUCAAAGUGCUAUGAUAUCUUUGCCAGCAAA